CUGAGAUCCUGGAGAAGUGAGAUCGAGAUGACGAGAUGUCAUCUGUAAAAGAAAAUGGCUGAAUUAAAUAUUUGUCUGUAGUGUCGUUAAUUUUGUCAUGUAAAGUAUUAUCGUGAAGUAAACUUGACUUCCUAGUGAGUUUUGAAAAUAGUGUAGUUUUUCGUCAAUGAUAGCUCUAAUUUAAUAACUGGUGGAGCCAAAAUGGCAUACAGUCGCCCAACGGACCUGGAUGGGUUCUACAUCCACCUUGCUAAACCCGAUACCAAAUUGAGGCAGCAAGUGGGCGCAGACCUUUUGACAUUUCUAGCAGAACCAUUAAAUUCCAUUGCAUGCCAGGAUAUAGGCUUGUUUGUCGACGGUCUGAUACCAUGGAUGCAAAGCAGCAACUACAAGGUAUCCAGCAACGGCAUCGAAGUGCUCACCUACCUCGUCGACCGGCUCGGCACCGACUUCCGCCCCUACCUGCAGACAGUGUUGCCGAUAGCGCUCGACCGGCUCGGCGACGCGAAGGACGCGGUGCGCGAGAAGUCGCAGCUGCUGGUGCUGAAGCUGCUCGAGCGCAACGUGAUCGCGCCGCAGCAGCUGCUCGAGAAGCUGCAGCCGGGGUUCGCGCACAAGAACGCCAAGAUCAGGGAGGAGGUGCUGCGUUGUCUGGUUAAUACGUUGAACGAGCACGGCGCCCACUCUCUCACCCUCACCAAAUUCAUCCCGGACAUCGUGAACCUGCUCUCGGAUCCCGCAGCCACCGUGCGGGACACCGCCUUCAACACCUUGGUCGACCUCUACAAGCACGUGGGCGAGAAGCUGCGCAUCGACUUGCAGCGCAGGAACAUCGUGCCGCAGGCGAAGUGGCCGGUGCUGGCCGCCAAGUUCGACGAGGCCAAGAACCGGGGCGAGCUGUUGCCGGGUGCCGUGAAGAGUAUCGACUUAUCUUCUGACGAACCAGACAGAGUCCUGAUGGCUAAACCGAUGGUACCGUUAAAAAAACCGGUACUUGGCAGUGCUGUCAAGCAGAGGGCUAUGGUAACGCCCAGUAGUGCAAAUAAUGCUCUCAGCCGUGUCGGUUCCAUAAGAAAUUCUGCUGCAUCUACAUCUGGUGCUGUGGAUGAGGAAUAUUUUUUAAGAUCAUUUGACGACUGCCCUACAGUACAAAUAUUCUCCGCCAGGGAGGUUACAGAACAAUUGAAAAGUAUUCAGGAUAUCAUCUCCGAUCCGAAUAAAGAUUGGAACAAAAGAGUGGAUGCUCUGAAAAAAAUCAGAUCUCUGAUCGUAGCAGGAGCGAUGGGCUACGAAGAAUUCCACGUGGGCCUGCGCAGUCUCGACAUGCAUCUGCAAGGAUCAGUGAAGGAUUUGAGGUCGCAAGUCGUGCGAGAAGCUUGCGUGACGAUUUCCUAUCUCUCGCAGAAAUUGGGAAACAAGUUCGACAAGACCGCCGAAAUUCUGCUCCAGCCUCUGAUCAAUCUCAUCCAGAAUUCGGCCAAAAUCAUGGCCACGUCCGGCUUGAUAACCGUCAACAUCAUCAUCCAGAACACUCACAGCUCCCGACUGAUCGGCAUAAUAACGAACAACGCCCAGAAAUCCAAGAGCAAAGAGAUCAGACGGGCGUGCUGCGAAUUUUUAGAGUCGAUUUUGAACAACUGGCCGAGGCACCCGCUGGAAAGGCACGUGGCCGUUUUGCAGGAGACGAUCAAGAUCGGAAUCGCCGACGCCGAUCCCGAGGCCAGAGUUAGUUCGAGAAAGGCGUUCAAGGGCUUCAGAGACCACUUCCCCGACCACGCGGAGAAUCUGCUGCAAUCGCUGGAGGCGAGCUACAGACGGGCGCUGCAAGGGGACUCGAUGUCCGCCAGCUCGUCGAACAACAACAUCGCCGGCGGCUUCAAGACGCCGCGGCAGUACGGCAGGUCGGCGGCACGCAGUACGACAGAGGGAGAGGUAGCUCAACAAGCUCGACCUAGAAAAUCUUCAGAUGCCAUAUCUACUGCUUCUCCUGAAAGAAUGGCUAGGACAAGAAAUAGAAACUCCCAAUCACAACCGACGAGUAGAUCGGGUUCUCCGAGCUCGCGUCUGGCCUAUCUGUACCAGCGAGCAGCCGACCACGAUAGUCCCAGGCCGAGGAGGAUGUCUUCGGGCAUUCCACGAUCGACGCAGGGUUCUAGGGACACGUCUCGAGAAACGAGCCCCAACAGGGGCAACACGAGUUUGACAAGGCUGCGGAGGGGGAACGACAGGCCGCCGUUGAGUCCCGCUUCGAGACCGGUGUUGGCACAGAAAAUUCUGCAACAGAGCAGAGAGGCCGAGAAUGCAUUGGCCGACGUUCUCAGCUCGUCGGAUCCCUUCAGGAGUCCCAGAAGGACGUUGCGCUCCAUUGACAAUCAGUCUGACGAAUCCGAGACGUCUAGCGUGUGUUCGGAAAGAUCGGAGCGAUCUUUCGAAUCGUUCAAAAGGCCUUGCGAUGACAUCAACCAAAUUAUGAUGAUGUGCACAAGCACCAACUGGCAAGAACGCAAAGACGGCUUGCUCUCCCUACAGUAUUACCUCGCCAACGAAAUCCAAUUGACGGAAGGCGAACUGAAACACCUCACCGAAAUAUUCACCAGAAUGUUCAUGGACUCGCACACGAAAGGCGUAAGCGUCUUCCUGGACACCCUCCACGAGGUCAUCAAAACGUACAAAGGCCAAUUGGACUGUUGGUUGUACGUGCUGCUGCAGCGGGUCUUCCUGAAAAUCGGCACCGAGACGCUGAGCUCGAUACAGAGCAAGCUCAUGGCCACCUUGGAUCUGAUCAAGCACAGCUUCCACGUCAAGUCGCUCAUCGGGAACGUUUAUCGGUUUCUGGUGGACGCUACGCAAACGCCGAAUGCUCGCGUCAAGACGGUCGUCAUGAAUUUUUUGAGCUCGCUCUGCACCAACCCGGACGCUGCUCAGUACCUUUCGCAGAAUUUGGCCAAUCAGGCUCUGCUGAAGAUCAUUUCGUUUGCUCAAGACAUGAAGUCCAGUGAGACGAGGCAUGCUGCCAGGCUGUGUUUGGUCGCGUUGUGGAACUGCAACACUCCUCAGGUGACCAUGAUGCUGACGGAACUGCCGAAGGAGACGCAAGACCUCGCCCAGCACGUCGUCCACCACCACAUGCGCAAGAGCUCGACGGGUAGCGAGCCGGGCAGCCCGAUGGCGGCGGCCGGCAGCCCGAAGUGCCUCUCGCCCGGCGUGUCGCCGCUCAGGGACGGGCCGGACCAGGAGGAGGUCUACCGCAGCCUCAGGCGGACCACGGCGGAGAUACAGAAUUACAGUUUCGAGACGUCAGGUUCCAAGUUAGAUAGGGAUAGAGACACGACGUCACAGGACUCGGGCAUAUCGCAAAUGUCCAUCGGCAACGAUGUCGGCAAGGAUGUCAACAUAGAGGAGAGAAUGGAGGAGCUCAAUAUCAGGCCGAACUUCCACAUCAGGUCGGGGCCGAGGUCUUUACCUUACGCAGCUGUCAAUGGAGUUACAGAGACUGAUUCUAAUGGUUUUAGGAGUUUAGGAGAAAUAAAAGACUCGGAACAAGUCAUAGCAAGCGUCAUAGAAAAAUGUUUAAUAGAUGUACCCAUAUCAAAAGAGGAAAAGAAAAAAUUGCUCUAUCAGUUGUACGAAAUGAUCAGGAGUGGCCAAGUUGAACACGUCAAGAAGAACUUCAAGAAAAUCCUUCGUUUGCUGAUCGACAAUUUGAACGAAAAAGAAGAUGCCGGUAUUCAAGUGGCGGUUUUGCAAAUUCUCAGGGCCGUUUUCGAGGCUCCGAAUAUGAAACCUUGUUGGAGCAACUUUGUAGAACUGUUGAUUAUGAGGGUACUGGAUGCGCACACUGUAGAGAAAAAAGAGGUUAUGAAGGAGGCCGAAGCGACCGCCGCCGCGAUGGUCGUCUGUCCGUUCGAGACGGUGGUCGCCACCCUCGCCCCCUUCAUCAGGACGAGUCCCUAUCCGGCCCUUUUGGGGGCCAUCAAGAUGCUCACCAAGCUGAUCGAGGCGAAUCCCAACGAGGUCACCGACGAUCAUCUGACCAAAAUCAUGACUGGACUGGUCAAUGCGACAGACCAUCAAGAAAGCCCCGUGAGGAAAAGCUCGAUAUUCUGCAUGGUGGCCUUGUACAAGGCCGUAGGCGAAGAGCGAUUGACGACGCACAUCAGCCACCUGCCCGGCAGCAAGGUGAAGCUGCUGCGGCUGUACAUCAGCCGAUCGGAGACGGUCGCCUCGGUGCCCACUAGUCCGAAGAACAACAACAACGGCAGCUAGUACACGAACAACAACGACAACAGAUCGUAGGAUCGGGAGGUGUGUGAUUCCGUCGGUUGUGCGGGCUGGGGCCUUAUUUUUUAAUCGAGAGAGCGAUUGCCUCGAGGGUAUGCUGGGUGUAAAAUGUUUGCGAUUUUACUUUCCACUGCUUUUUUCGGUCGAUUAUGAGAGAAUACCACAGUUUAGAGAAUAUACAAGGUGUCUGUAAAAGGUUGGGACAUGGCUCCAUUCCAUUUGUUAAUUUUUUUUGUUCAAUGAUUCAAUGAUAUAAUUCUGUUCCGAUUUCCGAUAUGAGUACCUAUUCAACUUUCUGAAUAUUGAACAUAAUUUUCCCUCCUACACUUGGUUUUGAUUCUACUCUCAGAAAGCUCAAACUCGUCUUUUUCUGCGCAUGACGUCAAUUGGGAUAUAACUGCCAUUGUUAUUAUUUUUUUCGUGAUCGAUGUCCCAAACUUCAGAUAUUAUAUAUGCUCUAAAAUUGAAUGAAAUGAUUUCGAAAUGCCCACUUGUUUCGUUGCUGGUCAUGGAAAUUCCAACUAAUAUACAAAAGGCACAAAUAUUGAAUUUUUAUGUUUUUCCAAGAAUGGAGGAAUAAUGAAACGAUGGGUGGAAGCUUGCUGCUGACCGAAAAAAAUUCAAAUAAUGGUACCUACCUUGAGUAUAUUCCUUAUAUCCUGAUUCCAAAGUAUUCACAUUUGGCAAAAUGUUCUCGAACAAGUUUGGAAGUACAGUUGUUGAAUUACACACCUCCAAAAAAUCACAAAUAUUUGAUAUAACAUGCCAUUCCUACAGAACGUCUUCCGUCACAUAUUAGGUUAGAAAUAAUUGAAAAUGAUUGAUAAAUUGCAGCAAAGAUUUUAAUAACAAAACGGCAAAAAAAUGAUACUCCUGUUGUCGAUGCCAAAGCAGAAGCGACGUCAACGCCGUUAACUGCUGAAUUAAUCAACACAGUGGUGGAUCACAAAUUCCAGAAUCAAUGGAAUAGUAAAAGGAAUAGGUACCUAUUUAUAUAAAUUGAAUUAUUUCUAGACAGAUGGAGAAACGGUAAAAAGGCAACGGUAUCUGUCUUUCACUAGCAGCUGAUAUUGGGAUCACAGAUGACGUCACAUAAUAUGCGCGUAGGCACACCAUCUUCUCCUUCCACUAUAACUUCAAUCUUAGGGAACAAUGUUAAUUCGUUUCCACUGAGUGGAAUUCAUAAGUUAACCCUUUAUUAUUAUUAUUAUUAUUUGUAUAUGUGUUUAUGUAUUCCUAUCAUAAACAGUAAUGUUUCUUGGGGUAAUAAAGACAAUCAAUCAAUCAAUCUAUUGGUAAAUCUAUCUGGCGCCCUUGAGUACUAUCUUGCAUUGAAAAAUCGGCGAAUGCCCACCUGUCACUAGAUCAGUGGCAGCUCGUGACUUCCAUGACAGAGGAGGCUGAAUGAUAUGAGAUUUAUUGUGAAAAACAACUCUCUACUCACCCAAAUCAAUAGCUUCAAUGACAUUCUGUUUACCAGUUAACCUGAACUUAAUACUUGAAGAGAUGUGUUCCUGUGAUUUGCAGUGUCUAUCCAAUCCGCGAGGCAAAUUUUUCAAAUCAAUAUAUCCUAAUCGCCCCCAACAUGAUGACUUAUCGGUUGAAAAUGAUACGCAGUACCAACAAAAUAGCUUACUUACCUCAGAUCCCGUCAACCAGAUAUAUUUUUUAUGAUUAUCAGAAUUGAACGAACGAUUUUGUUUGUUACAAUCAGAUUUUAUAAUUCCGGUGUCGGACGUUUGUUUUUCACAAUCCAUUUAUCUUCAUAAGACAAAGCACUGAAUGGGUUUACCGAAAAGUAUUUCACUAAAUCGCAAUCGUUUAAAACACUCAUUUUUCAGAAAUUUAUAGAGCACCUAACCAUUAACCUAACAUAAACAAUGCACUCACGAUGGAUUUUCCGCAAUUCGCGGCGCGACACGACAAACACGUGCUAUUCAGGCGUAUCCGGGCAUUUACAUUGCGCGCGUGGGUUGCGUAAUGAGAAGGAGUCUAGCCUCCUAUAGAUGUUGCCAAGUUGAAUAUUUUACGCGUGAUUUGCAGACAUCAACGUGUGAUGCGUGGGCAAGCACUGUUGCCAAUUCAAAAAUAUUCACCUAAAAACAGGAAAUAAAAUCAAAAUCCAUGUAUUUUGGUGUCCUUUUAAUGAAAAAGUAUAGAUAAUAUCAGUUUAAGGAAAAUCUCUGAGGAGGCUCAGCCUCCGAUAGUCGUGGGUUAUUAUUAUUUGAGUAGACAUCCGAGAUAACAUUUUAGGUAACAGUUUGUUACACUUUUAGUAACUGUUGCUCAUACUUAAGGUAACGCUGAUUCCGUUGUACUUCAGAUAGAUUUUGCCCACAUUCGCCAUUUAGUUGGCGCGUCCCUGCACACAGUAAGAAUG
This is a messenger RNA of Phaedon cochleariae (mustard beetle), 6661 nucleotides long. The record is from the annotation of a GenBank genome assembly. NCBI's taxonomy places the organism in Eukaryota, Metazoa, Arthropoda, Insecta, Coleoptera, Chrysomelidae.